UGCUUUCCGGCCCAUUACUCGCGUGGAUGAUCACACAAGACAUGUAUCUUCCUGCAUCUGUUGGGCUAGCGUUUGCUGGUGCGAGUGAUUGGUUAGAUGGGUAUGUAGCCAGGAAAAUGGGGAUUGAUUCCGUGGUUGGUUCCUACCUCGAUCCUCUUGCUGACAAGGUGCUAAUUGGAUGUGUUGCUCUGGCAAUGGUUGAGAGGGGUCUUUUACAACCUGAACUUGUUGCCCUUGUGGUUCUACGUGAUGUUGCCCUCGUUGGUGGUGCUCUUUACAAAAGAGCUAACAGUUUGGAAUGGAAGUGGACAAGUUGGAUAGACUACUUCAACCUGGAUGGAAUGCGUCCGCAGAAAGUAGAGCCACUUAUGAUUAGCAAGGUAAAUACUUUCUUCCAAUUGGUAUUAGUUGCAGCAGCCCUACUCCAACCUGAACUGGGCAAUGCGGAGACCCAAACAUAUAUCAGCUAUAUCAGUUGGGUAGUUAUGCUAACCACAGUAACUUCAACUGCUGCCUAUGGAUCACAACACCUCAGGACUGGCAGAGUGUGAAGGCAAUGUUCUUUUAGUAACAGAGAUGCCUCACUAGUGUAGAUUUGCAACUAACAAUUUUACAAUGCAAGAAAUGUUGUAGGAGUUCACAAGUGUAGAAUUGCAAUUAACAAUUUUACAUGCAAGAAAUGUUGUAUGAGUGCUUGAGUUUAACGAAAGUAGGCUAAAGUCUCUUGUAGACCAAAGUAACAAUAAGAAUAAUAUUAUUCAAAUGUUUCCUUUAUUUUUUGAAAAAUAACAUCAAAGUGAAGAAGAAUAACAAUC
Messenger RNA from Cuscuta epithymum, 815 nucleotides. The record is from the annotation of a GenBank genome assembly. Lineage: Eukaryota; Viridiplantae; Streptophyta; Magnoliopsida; Solanales; Convolvulaceae.